Messenger RNA from Alternaria arborescens, 786 nucleotides. RefSeq lists its product as hypothetical. Bases 1 to 786 code for a protein of 261 amino acids. NCBI's taxonomy places the organism in Eukaryota, Fungi, Ascomycota, Dothideomycetes, Pleosporales, Pleosporaceae. The record is from RefSeq and is a predicted model, not a curated record. The transcript has 2 exons.
AUGGAUCUAUCGGCGGCGCCAGAACCUGUAAGCUUCGUUGAGAGAAUCGCCAAACUGCACGCCAAGGGGAAAUCACCGACUGGUAUGUUCGGAUUCCCUGUCUCAACAGUGCUAGGCAAGUUCGAACGUACAACAACAUGGGAAAAGAGCUGGGCAGUGUGCUUCGCAAAUCAGCUCAAAGACGUUAUCAAAUAUGAUAACGAGGUAAAUGGUCUAUGGCCAGAGUACGACCUUGCAUGCGCACAACUCAUCCCCAAAGUUAUUCCAAAACUCCUGGGUGCCCUACAAUCGGAUGGCAGAAGUAUCGAGCCGGCACUGAUUCACGGCGAUCUGUGGGAACAGAAUGUCGGGAUUGAUAUGGAGACUGGUGAUACGAUUUUGUUCGAUCCAGGGUCCCAACAUGCCCAUAACGAGAUGGAGUUCGGCACCUGGAGGGCUUCUUGGGCUUACCAGUUCAAUUACCCAGUAUAUAUGCGACUGUAUCAGCGGCAUAUCGAACCUUCCGAACCUGUAGAGGAGUGGGAUGACCGGAACCGACUUUACAGCCUGCACCCAUACUUGAAUGACUCCGCGGGUCAUCCAGGCAGUAUUUCAAGAGCCACAGCCUACAACGAUAUGCUAUAUCUGUGUGAGAAGUACGCACCGUUGGAAAGCUUAGAGAGGUACCGUCCUGAGAACGAUGUCAGUGUCACCGGGGCUUAUGUGCAGCAUGAGACCCACAUGAUGAAAGAUGUCCAUCUCAACCAGACAACAAUGUCGAGUGCUUCUCAGUCUAUUCACACCUGA